Messenger RNA from Salvia splendens (bonfire salvia), 681 nucleotides. RefSeq lists its product as uncharacterized. The record is from RefSeq and is a predicted model, not a curated record. Bases 164 to 496 code for a protein of 110 amino acids. Lineage: Eukaryota; Viridiplantae; Streptophyta; Magnoliopsida; Lamiales; Lamiaceae. The transcript has a single exon.
GCCUCCAUCAACCUCUCUUUCCCUGCAACACACAUAGCAUACAUAUAAUACUAAUAACAAUAUAAUAUCUACAAAUUAUGCAUGCAUACCUAUAUAUAUAUACAUACGUUCACUCUUCUAUCAACUCCAAAAUCAACAAUCAUUUUAAAAUUUAAACUCUCUAAUGGCGACGUUGCUUAGCAAGCUGAGAAGGGCGGUGGAGAAGAUCAAGUUUCUGCUUAAUUUGAGCGUGAAUAGAUGGAAAGUGGCGACGAUGAUAAGCAAGAGAGGGCUGAGCUUCAACGAUAGGCCCGGAUUGAUGGCCUGCGUGGAGGAUUCGGGCUCUGACGAGAGCCCAGGGUCGUCGAGGGGGCUACAAAGGACGACCAGUUACCUGCCGGAAGAUGAUAUCGAUAAGAGAGCCGAUGCGUUUAUUGCUAAUUUCUACAAGCAGCUUCAGUUCGAGAGGCAGAUUUCGUUGCAGCUUAGGUAUUGUAGAGAGAAUUCUUCUCCAUAACUCAAACCCAAAUUCAAAUUUUUUUUUCUUUAUAAUAAAUCACUGAAUAAGAUCUAUUGUGAUGUGGUGGAGAUUUGAGUUUUUAUGAAAAUAUUUCCAUCGAUUGAAAAUGAGAGAGUAGAGUAGCGUUCUUUGUUGAUUAUUGCUGUAACUAUUUUGUUAAUACAUGAUCGUUAUUGUUGUAA